Messenger RNA from Mesocestoides corti, 795 nucleotides. Lineage: Eukaryota; Metazoa; Platyhelminthes; Cestoda; Cyclophyllidea; Mesocestoididae. The record is from the annotation of a GenBank genome assembly.
CCCAUCAACAAUUUCAAUAAAUUGGACGAUCGUGAGAUGGAAUUAAUUUACAACUUGCUACCAGUUACACCUCCAGUUGAGGUAAAAAGAAAAAGGUAUCAAUCCACAUUCAGCCCAAUGGUUAGGAAUGAGGUGCUUGAAAGUAAAGUUGGUAAAUGUCGAACAAUGGGACCAGCAGCACAUAAACGACCAAAUCCAAAAAAUUUUCUGCGAUCCCACACACUCCAUAACCUCCGAAAAACUACCAGCUCGGAUAAACAGACAACCAUAUGCUCGGGUAGAAAGCCACCGCUACCCAACUUAGCACUGGAACCGGCUGAAAAUAAAGCCGUUAAGGUUGACUUUGUUGCGCGAAAUCGGAUCUGUGCGCAGCUGGAGGACGCCGUUGAGCCCACACCCAUCAUCGUCGAUUCAAAAAACGGUGACAAGUUUCCUCUGCAGGGUUCCGGCCUAACAAAAGAGUUUAUUUAUAAGAAGAAUUUCGGUCGAACCCCGGAUUAUUUAGAGAAACGGAAAACGGACAAACGCCUAACCGAAGAGCUAUACUCGCGGUACCGCGAAGAAGUGGAACGACAACAAGAAAUUCCGCGACUGUCGAUGGAGGAACGUGAGAAACUGCUUGACUCGCUGAAAAAACGACACUCCCAGGUCUACGGCGACUACCUACGUCUUUCCGUGGUUAUCGAUACACUGCACAAGAAACAGAGGAAAGAACGCCUCGAAAGGGAGUUGGAUGAGUUGGAAAGGGACAUUAGGACCAUAACUGAGCACAAAAUAAUCUUAUUGGUGGAUUGA